ACAUGACAAAUUGCCUUUUGUCAGUUUUGACUUUUGAGCCACUAUAAUGUACAGUGGCUCCGUGGAGGUCCAUGAAAGUGCUUUAAUUCUGGUGUCAAGGCAUUUAAAGCAAUGCCAGUCAUUAUGUCAUAUGAUAGAGAUGAAGUUGACCUGGAAAGGUAGUGUUUGGCCAGUCAGCCAUCCAUUCAGGGUUUGGGUGUUCGACCAUUCAUCUGAAAGCAGUGUUCAAAUGGGCUCCUCACAAAUGAAGUGUGUUGCUUCUGCACCUAUUCUCCUUAAGUUCUUAGUUUCAAAUUCUUCAAGUUUUGAUUCAUUAGUUGUGGACUUGGUUGUUGCUGGGGUUGUUGGGAUUGUUGGUUCAGUUGAGGAAUUCCCGUCGUUGAUGAUGAGCUUACUUAUGAAGGUGACUCGACAGCUUGUAAUGGUGAGGUUUCCUUUUGCUGGUGCUACUAUUGUUCAGCUGCAAUUGUUGUAGCUGUUCUUGUUGAUGUUGUUGUAACAACUGCAGCCAUUGCAGCCGCAGCAUUGCGACGGCAGUAGCAAUUGCGAUGACGACAGCCGGUUCAUAUAAGAAUUCAUCCUUACCAAUGAUGAAUUAAGCAGCAACGAACAAAGAAGUGCUGAAACC
This is a messenger RNA of Rubroshorea leprosula, 628 nucleotides long. The record is from the annotation of a GenBank genome assembly. NCBI's taxonomy places the organism in Eukaryota, Viridiplantae, Streptophyta, Magnoliopsida, Malvales, Dipterocarpaceae.